This is a messenger RNA of Telopea speciosissima, 2355 nucleotides long. Its product is annotated as serine/threonine-protein kinase TOUSLED-like. The coding region runs from base 111 to 2156 and encodes 681 amino acids. The record is from RefSeq and is a predicted model, not a curated record. Gene Ontology annotation, biological process: peptidyl-serine phosphorylation; intracellular signal transduction; chromosome segregation. The transcript is spliced from 16 exons. Gene Ontology annotation, cellular component: nucleus. Gene Ontology annotation, molecular function: ATP binding; protein serine/threonine kinase activity. NCBI's taxonomy places the organism in Eukaryota, Viridiplantae, Streptophyta, Magnoliopsida, Proteales, Proteaceae.
UCUGGGCUAAAAGGGGCAAUUUUUGAGGAUUUAAUUGCGUGAGUUUGUGCAGUUUGGAUGAUCUGAGUUGGGGUUUCUGGAGUUCGUUGUUGCAUUUGGUUGUAUUCAUCAUGUCGGAAGAUAUGCUAAUCCAUUUCUCCUCGAAUUCUUCAAAUCAGUCGGACCCAUCUCUGCCGACAAAGCUUGCGAAGCUUGAAGCUAGGAUGGCAGGGAAGGGUUCCUCGACCACACCCGUACAGGCAACCUGGUCCACUGCUUCGUCGGCAAAAUUUGGAGCUAUGGAGGAUUCUGCUGAGCCUUCAACUUCAAGUGAUUCUGAUGAUGAUAAUGGAGGCGAGUUUCUUAUACAACCCAACACCCAAAAGCGGCAAAAGUUUGAGGAAGAUGACUUAACAACUGCUUUUCAACAGUCUGAGAAAAUAAACCAGGGUGUAGCUGAUGGAAGGAUAAAGAGUGUAGAAACCAUGGAAGCAAAAACUAGUUUGGAUGACGCUAGUAGGAAAAAGCAAGGUCGUGGCAGGGGACGGUCUGUUUCAAGCAGGGGACGUGGUUCAAGGGCUAACGACCAAGUGCGGAAACAAGUUUCUCCUUCCACAGUAUCACCAUCAAAUGGCCAGCUUGAGAACUCAUCACAUAAGGAGAAUGGGCCCAAAGAGCAGCUUUGGAAGGAUGAUAAGACAAAUUUGGAGGAGGAGCUUGCGUCUUUACGUGCAAGGGUUGCAUCAUUGGAGGAGGAUCUCCAUAAAUCUCACCAAGAAGCAUCUGAUCAUCAACAGCUUUGCAGCCAAUUAGAGAAGGAAUUGAAAGACUAUAAAGAUCAUGAACAGCAAAUAAAGCCAAAGAGAAUAAAAUUCAUAUCUGAUCUGCUGAUAUCCGUUUCGAAAGCAGCGAGGCAAGAAGCAAGAUCGAAAGUACGCCAGGAAUCUUUGAGGCUUGGAAAUGUGGGUGUAAUCAGAGCUGGAACUGUUAUAUCUGAGAUGUGGGAGGACGGGCAAGUAUUGAAAGAUCUUAAUGCACAUCUUAGACAUUUAUUGGAAACUAAGGAGGCUAUCGAACGACAUCGGAAGUCGUUGAAGAAACGGCAAUCAGAUAAGGGUGAGGGGAGCGAUGCUGAAACAGGGAUAUCAGAAGAAGAUUAUCUCAUUCAGGAUGAGAUUUGUAAAUCCCGUCUAACUAGCAUCAAACGUGAGGAAGAAACUUCAUUGCGUGAAAGGGAUCGCUAUGAACUUGAGAAGGGAAGGCUUAUACGUGAAAUGAAGCGUAUAAGAGAUGAGGAUGGUUCCCGUUUCAAUAAUUUUCAGAUUCUGAAUCAUCGAUAUGCCCUCUUAAACCUUCUUGGGAAGGGAGGAUUCAGUGAGGUUUACAAGGCAUACGACUUGGUGGAGUAUAGAUAUGUUGCAUGCAAGCUGCAUGGAUUGAAUCCCCAGUGGAGUGAAGACAAGAAGCAAAGUUACAUACGACAUGCGAUUCGAGAAUACAACAUUCAUAAGAGCCUGGUGCAUAAUCACAUCGUGCGGCUCUGGGAUAUCUUUGAGAUCGAUCAGAACACAUUCUGCACCAUCUUGGAGUAUUGUAGUGGUAAAGAUCUUGAUGCAGUUCUUAAAGCGACACCUAUAUUGCCAGAGAGGGAAGCUAGGAUUAUUAUGGUUCAGAUAUUUCAAGGUCUUGUAUACUUGAACAAACGGCCACAGAAGAUUAUCCAUUAUGAUUUAAAGCCAGGGAAUGUUCUCUUUGACGAGGUUGGAGUUGCCAAAGUAACUGAUUUUGGUCUAAGCAAAAUAGUGGAAGAUGAUGUUGGAUCCCAGGGCAUGGAACUUACUUCUCAGGGAGCUGGAACGUAUUGGUACUUGCCUCCAGAGUGCUUUGAGCUCUCCAAGACACCACUCAUAUCAUCUAAGGUUGAUGUGUGGUCAGCUGGUGUGCUGUUCUACCAAAUGCUCUUUAGUAAACGCCCUUUUGGGCAUGACCAGACCCAGGAGCGGAUACUUCGUGAAGAUACAAUUAUUAAAGCACGCAAAGUGGAGUUUCCAUCUCGGCCUGCCAUCUCAAACGAGGCAAAGGAUCUUAUACGUCGAUGUUUAACAUAUAACCAAGCUGAGAGGCCUGAUGUUCUAACCAUUGCUCAAGAUCCAUAUCUUUCUUAUGCGAAGAAAUGAUAGAGAAGAAUGACUCAGACGAUGGACCCAGAACAUAAAUGACAUUCUUAUAUCAUCUUUAGGUGGCAAUUGUUACUGAAAUACCCAAGUGGAAAUUUGUAAAUGUUGUUCAGCUUUUGUAUUUUCCUUUCUAUCUUAUAGGUUCUCCUCCAGUAGUUUUUUUUUUAAUAUUUUUUUUUGGGGGGGGGGGGGGUUUGCG